Aspergillus luchuensis is the source of this 1422-nucleotide messenger RNA. RefSeq lists its product as uncharacterized. The transcript is spliced from 4 exons. Bases 1 to 1422 code for a protein of 473 amino acids. NCBI's taxonomy places the organism in Eukaryota, Fungi, Ascomycota, Eurotiomycetes, Eurotiales, Aspergillaceae. The record is from RefSeq and is a predicted model, not a curated record.
AUGGCGCUUGUUUCCCUGAGCACGAGAACAGCACUCCAGAGACAAUUUGAGGUGCUUGCCGACUUGCUAUUCCCAGUUGACAAUAAUCUUGGGGAGGUUCUCAAGGAUCUAGGGCGUCAGUUCGAAGACAAUGCCAAAGCGACCAUUCUAUAUUUGAAUAGAGCUCUCAAAGACGUACCUCAAUACUUUUACCGUCGUCACGAUCUCAAGGAAGACGAAAUAUCACGAUUGGUGGAACUUCUGAAAUCAUUUGAGCGUGGGGAGGAUAAAGUCAAGGAAAUCACGCAGUCUUUUGAGAAAUAUUCGGCAAACCCAAGCGUAUUUUGGACGUCGUUCUCUAGUCCGCAUGCGGGUAAUAGCAUCCAACAGACGGUCAGCGCUAUAGAGCAUCAUUCUUCUUCGUCGCCGUUGGCUCGUCGACUGCUAUACAGACGUCUGGCGGCACAGAUAGAGUCAAAAGCUCAAGAACUUGAGAAACAGGGACAUGUAUUAAGACGUGGUAUGUCGUAUCGGGAUUUGGCAUUGCGACUGAGUGUUGGUCAGGACUGGAAGAAACACACGUCCAAGCUGCGAGAGGGAGAACGAUGGUCUUGUCUGGAUGCUGGUAUGCUAGCUGCGAUCAAGGGUACAAGCUGGAAAAGUUGGGCCCGUACGAGCAAGGAUGGCAUCCGUGCUAUUAAUGAGUAUCUCAAAAACGAUCCAGUGACAUCUACUUAUCAAGUUAUGUCGGCGACUUUACAGGCAAUCCAAGAUUGCUUCGGCCCUCCCGUACAUACUUGGAUUACACCUAUGCCUUCUCUGACUCGCCCAAGUUCUCAGGAAUCGGUUACCAUGAUUCCCCCAGUAUCCCCAUAUACCCCAACCGGAGAUCAUCGAGACGCGCGAACAAAAAGGCGGCGUCUUUGCCGGGAAUCGGAUGGGGAUCCACGCAAUGGCCAUAGGACGCGCAGUUCCAAGCGUCGCAUUGAAUUCGGACGCCGACGAGAUAGGGAGGAAGGCGUCGGGACCCUCGAAAUCCACUCCUUCCAGCCCAGGGAGCGCACUUCUGCCGACAUACCACCCCAGCAGGAGGGUCCCCUUAAUCCCUCGUGUGGCAUAGAGGUCGCUUCGCAGGAGUCUCGCCCUAUACAGCAAAUCGACAGCACCAGUUUCUUACCGCAAAUGGCGGAGCAAACAGCGGUACAAAGGGGCGGAGUUCAACGUUCCCUUCUGCCGGGAGCAGAGCAGGGCUCCAUAGGUAAUGAAAUAGCAAUCACUCCCCUUCAUUCGCAGGGUUUCUCCGACCGAGAUCUUAUGAAUCAGCAGCCAUUUCCCAACUCUGACCCGUGCUGGACUUUCCCAAACUUUGACUCUGGGUGGACGCAUGAUACCUUGCUAGUUCCGUUUUCCAACUCAGAUCCGAACUUCUUCUAUAGUUAUUGA